AUGGACCCUUCGACGUUUAUAGAUCCCCAAUUGACCCUCCCUGACCUAUUGGUUUUGAAAAACCUACUCAAAGACGUUGAAUCAAGAGAUGGGGCACGAAGCGUUGCGCGUGUCGAAACAGAUGUGGUUAUGAUAAGUCAUCUACUGCUGUAUCUCACGACCUCCGUCCCUAGUGCCCUUCUUCUAUAUCACCAUUUUACCUGGCUGCAUGGGAUCGCGCACUGGAUUCUCCAUGUUUGGUAUGCCGGCACAUAUACCCUCAUGAAACACCAAUACGUUCAUAUGAAUGGAAUCUUAGCGCCUCGCUAUUACCUCGUGGACCUAUUGUUCCCCAUCACCACGUUGAAAGGCAAUGGGCCCCGGCGAUCUGAAUUCGACUAUGUGGCUAACGCUCGCGCAACCUCUUGCGUCUUCAUUUUACCGCUCCUAACCUUAAGGCUGGGCCUGAUGGUAGGAAACUGGGGCCAACAUGCUUUUGUGGACGUGUCAGAUCCUACUUCGGAUUUUCGAUCUAGCAUUACAUUGAUUGACGUUGCGAGCAACCGUUUCUGUUUCAAUGACGGGUAUCACACUUCCCACCACCUACACCCUCGUCGGCAUUGGAGGGAGCAUCCAGCAGCAUUUGUGAAGCAAAAGGCAAGAUAUGCAGAGGAGCGAGCCUUGGUAUUCCGGAAUAUUGACUUCCUCAUGGUCACACUGAAACUCCUUCAGAAGGAUUACAUGUACCUGGCGAAGUGCCUUGUGCCAAUUGGUGAAUAUCAAACCAAGCUGUCACUGGAGCAGCGGGCUGAGAUGCUCAAAAGUCGGACACGCCGCCUGACGACAGAGGAGCUGUGGAGUAAAUUCCACAAAAACAAACUAGGAUAA
Messenger RNA from Uncinocarpus reesii 1704, 867 nucleotides. RefSeq lists its product as uncharacterized. The transcript has 5 exons. Lineage: Eukaryota; Fungi; Ascomycota; Eurotiomycetes; Onygenales; Onygenaceae. The coding region runs from base 1 to 867 and encodes 288 amino acids. The record is from RefSeq and is a predicted model, not a curated record. Gene Ontology annotation, biological process: lipid metabolic process.